UGAAGACGUUGUCCUCUCCGCUGGCACAAACGGUGCACAUAUCGAGAGCCUGGGCUCCAUGACGACAGCUCCUGAACAGCAGAACCUGUGCGUGUUGUUAGCUAGAAACGUUCAUUUUCUGCACAUUUUAACAGCCGUUCCAGCGAAAUAAAUAGAGGAUUUUGAGGAAUAAGACACUCCCUGUCAUUCGGAGUAUUUUAACGUUUAAUGCGAGCAACUGAUGUCCAGUACUGCAAACCUGUUUUUAUCAUCACCUCCUCCCUAAAUGAUAGGGAGGCUUCAUAGCCAAGAUAAAAACAUAGAUCGCCUAUAAGAUCUGCCUUUUGCUUUUUGACAAUCAAAUACAUAGUACCUGAUGGCGACCAUUGCCAAGAGACCAUCCCUGCAGGGUCCCGUGCCUCCUCCUCGCAAGAAGACGACCCCCAAACCAGAGCUAACAGAGGAGCAGAAGCAGGAGAUCAGAGAGGCGUUUGAGCUGUUCGACACAGAUGGAUGCGGAUACAUUGAUGUCAAGGAGCUCAAGGUUGCAAUGAGAGCUCUGGGGUUUGAACCAAAGAAAGAGGAGAUCAAGAAGAUGAUUGGCGAUGUGGAUAAGGACGGCACAGGGAAAAUAUCCUUUGUUGACUUCCUCUUCGUAAUGACACAGAAAAUGGCUGAGAAGGACUCCAAAGAGGAAAUCCUUAAAGCUUUCCGCCUGUUUGAUGACGACGAGACGGGCAGGAUCUCGUUUAAGAAUCUGAAGAGAGUAGCUAAAGAGCUGGGAGAGAACCUCACAGAUGAAGAGCUGCAGGAAAUGAUAGAGGAAGCGGACAGGGAUGGAGAUGGAGAAGUGAACCAGCAGGAGUUCCUGCGCAUCAUGAAGAAGACCUGUCUGUACUGAAGGAAGUGCACCUCAUCAGGGUCGGUGAAGUGAAGGAGACCAGUGUUUUCACAUUCAAUUCUGCUCAUAUAUUACAUGUCCAUUCUCCUAUUGUGUUGUGCCAUAAAUGUCCUCAUCUGGAGACUAUUAAAAGGUUUAGCUGUCAUUACCGCAGUGAAAGGAGGUUUUUAAAGACAUGGGGUUACAUGAUAAUCUAUACAUUUGUUGUACAGUAUGAGAACACUCUCUUUCUUGUUUGUAUUUUAUGAGAAUAACAUGGAUUACAUAAAUGGUAAUAUGUAGGUUGUUUAUUUGCAAGAACUUCUCAGUGCCUACGUCAACGCAAUGACAACCAGUACAUUCCUAUGCUUUAAUUGAUCAUACAGCAUGUACAUUACCUUUCAUCCAUCUUCAUUACUCUGGUAACGCCACUGUUUCAUGUGGUUGCUUUUGUAACCACUGAUGAUUGGGGAGUGCUGUCUCACCUCAGUACUGCCUGUGGAUUUAUGCCUGUGCCUCUUAAAAUGGGGAGGAUCCCAAUAUCUUUAAAAUAUGUUUGUGUAUGUAUUUUUCUUGUAGCAUGAAGUGUUUAUCUCUGUCAAACUACUCUUAAAUAUAUAUAAAAAUAAUCUGUAUUCUUAAAUGUUUUGUAAAAUUCAUAGUGAAUUUAUUGAGUAGACAUACAGAAUAUAAGUGUUUAAGGUACAGAAUAAAUUUCUUGAAGCA
Messenger RNA from Eleginops maclovinus (Patagonian blennie), 1585 nucleotides. RefSeq names its product centrin, EF-hand protein, 2 (gene cetn2). Gene Ontology annotation, cellular component: centrosome; centriole. Gene Ontology annotation, biological process: nucleotide-excision repair; mitotic cell cycle; centriole replication. Gene Ontology annotation, molecular function: calcium ion binding. The coding region runs from base 356 to 880 and encodes 174 amino acids. Lineage: Eukaryota; Metazoa; Chordata; Actinopteri; Perciformes; Eleginopidae. The record is from RefSeq and is a predicted model, not a curated record. The transcript is spliced from 5 exons.